Rubroshorea leprosula is the source of this 2081-nucleotide messenger RNA. NCBI's taxonomy places the organism in Eukaryota, Viridiplantae, Streptophyta, Magnoliopsida, Malvales, Dipterocarpaceae. The record is from the annotation of a GenBank genome assembly.
CUUUCCCUCCGGCGUUUCAAGAAGUGCAAAAACCAAAAAUACAUCAGCAAUUAGGUGUGCGGUUCCGGUGUUAAGUCUCUCUUCAGCCGAGAGAGAAGCCCUACACUGGUUGUAGAACGGACUCAGGGAGGGGAACGAGAGAGACAAGAUGUCGUCGACGCUACUGGAGGUGACAAGGGCGGGACACGAAGAGGUGGAGCGGUUCGAGCGGCUUAUAGUCAAGGACCUGCAAACCGAGCCGCCUACCAGCAAAGAUCGCCUUUUCCAGAGCCACCGAGUUCGCAACAUGAUCGACACCAUCACCUCGACCACCGAGAAACUCAUUGAGGUUUAUGAAGAUAAAGAUAAUGCUAGGAAGGAUGAGAUUGCAGCUCUUGGAGGCCAAACUGCUAGUGGAACUAACGUCUUUAGUGCAUUUUAUGAUAGAUUGAAAGAGAUUCGUGAGUACCACAGGAAGCAUCCAGCUGCUCGUGUUGUUGAUGCUAAUGAAGAGUAUGAGGGACUGCUUAAAGAGGAACCAAUCAUCGAGUUUACGGGAGAGGAAGCCUUUGGCCGGUAUCUAGACAUGCAUGAAUUGUACAAUCAGUACAUUAACUCUAAGUUCGGAGAACCGAUUGAAUACUCUGCUUACCUUGAUGUAUUUUCCAAGCCACAGAAUAUACCUCACAAACUGAAGUCGACAAGGCAAUACCGGGAGUACAUGGAGAAUCUACUUGAGUAUUUGAUUUAUUUCUUUCAGAGGACAGAGCCACUGCAAGAUCUUGAUAGAAUAUUUUCAAAGGUUGUGUCUGAGUUUGAGCAGCAGUGGGCUGAACAUAAGGUACAAGGAUGGGAGAAUGAUGGUCAGGAAAAUGGAGAUGCUCCCACGCAGCAUACUAUGAUUGAUCUUGAUUAUUACAGCACGAUUGAAGAACUGAUGGAAGUUGGCCCAGAAAAGUUAAAGGAGGCAUUGGCAGCAUUAGGACUAAAAACUGGUGGUACUGUCCAGCAGCGUGCAGAGAGGCUUUUCCUUACAAAGCACAUACCUUUGGAAAAACUGGACAAGAAACAUUUUGCCAAAGGCACACGUGGGUCAGGACAAAAUGGGGCUGUUGUGGCUGGUCAAGACUUUGAUAGUUUGAAAGACAUUGCCCUGAUGGAGGCCAAAAUGAAGAAAAUUUGUGAUUUGUUGAGUGAGACUAUAGAACAAACAAAGGAAAAUAUAGUGAAGAAGCAGGCACUGACAUAUGAGGAAAUGGAACAAGAAAGAGAGGAGGAAGAGACACAAGUUGACACUGAGAGUGAUGAUGAAGAACAACAGAUCUAUAAUCCCCUCAAACUGCCAAUGGGUUGGGAUGGGAAGCCAAUACCUUAUUGGCUUUAUAAGCUUCAUGGUCUGGGGCAGGAAUUUAAGUGUGAGAUAUGUGGGAACUACAGCUAUUGGGGGCGUAGGGCUUUUGAAAGGCAUUUUAAGGAAUGGCGUCAUCAGCAUGGGAUGCGUUGCCUUGGUAUUCCUAACACCAAAAAUUUCAAUGAAAUCACAUCGAUUGAGGAAGCGCAGGCACUUUGGAAAAAGAUACAAGAAAGGCAAGGACAGAACAAGUGGCGCCCAGAUCUUGAAGAGGAAUACGAAGACAGAGAGGGUAACAUCUACAACAAAAAGACAUAUACUGAUCUGCAGCGCCAGGGACUGAUUUAAGCAAAAUGGUCUCCCCAAACAAAGGAAGCCUUGGUUUGACUUCUAGAUUCCAAUUUGUAGAGUAAUAUCUUGCUACCCGGAUGCAUGUUAUUUCUUUAUCCAUGGUCCUUGACUUCUAUCGGUCUUAUUAUCUUUUGUGACCUUGUUAAAAACUAACGUAUUCAGUUUGCUGUAUUUUUGCACUUCAUGGUCUGGUAGCUGGGAUGCUGCAUACUUUAAAUUUUGUAUUUUUAGUCUUGGAAAGAGGGAAAAAGGAUCAGUAACUUCCUAAUUGCAGUAUCUUCAUUUUGGUCUUGUUGUGGGAAGAAUUGUAUUAAGAUCUCUGUUCUCAAUUGAUUUGAUAGAAUUAUUUUGUUUCACUAGACACCCUGGUCUAACGGUGGAAUGAAUUUAGAGACAAUGG